Molecule: messenger RNA, 1602 nt
Organism: Capsicum annuum
Lineage: Eukaryota; Viridiplantae; Streptophyta; Magnoliopsida; Solanales; Solanaceae
Exons: 7
Coding region: 328-1272 (314 amino acids)
Source: RefSeq, a predicted model, not a curated record
ACAAUAAUAGGGGUUAAAAUACAACAGUAAUAGAAGAUUCUGGUCUUUCUAUGAUCUCUUCAAAACCCAACUUUUAGAAAAAGCGGGAGGGAGAAGACAACUACGAACAACUAAAUCGGAGCUCCGGCGCCGGCGACUUUCCCAAUUUCGCUCUGCCGCCGACCACCGCACGCGGUUGUUUCCGGCAAAACUGAUCAUAUUGCAGGUGAUAUUGGGUUUUUUGUAUAUUUGUUGACAAGAGGUGGAUUGCAUUCCUUUGUCAAGUCUUGUUAACGCGAAUUGUAUUUGGAUUUUUGCUGAGUUUAUAUCAGUAUUGGAAGAUUGAAAAUGUCUGAGGGGGAGGUUAAAAAGAUCUCACGUCAAGAUAUACAACUGGUACAAAAUCUGAUAGAAAGAUGUCUACAACUUUACAUGAACCAAGGGGAAGUUGUCAGAACUCUCUUGCAUCAAGCAAAAAUUGAAGCUGGUUUCACCGAGCUUGUGUGGCAGAAGCUUGAAGAAGAAAACCCGGAAUUUUUCAGGGCAUAUCAUUUAAGGUUGAUGGUGAAGAAUCAGAUAGAGAGAUUCAAUGAUUUGCUUGAGAGACAGAUUGAGACAAUGCAGCUGUUUCCAACUGAAUCAAUCCCCUUGGCUAAUAGAUCGCAGAUUCGGGAAAUCCCACCGAACUCGACAUGUCAAGCAAGAGAUCAUCAUGCUGGACCUACUGUGAAGCCUGAGAAUGUGCACCAGACUGUUGAUGCCAAUUUAUCUCACGUAUACAAUAAUGGAGCGUCCUCGCUCCAACCAUGUAUGCAAACUUCUGUUGAUGCAUCUGCUCAUGCAAGAAGAAUUGAUCCAUCCUCAAACAUGCUAUUGGCUCAGAGCUCGAAUUUGGGAAUGGUGCAAGGUGCGAGAGGGGGAAUGGUCAAGUCAGAAGCUGAUUAUUCAGGCAAUUUACCCUUCAUGUAUGGUACUGAGACAAAUAUCCUCGAAGCUCAUCCUGGAAUUACGGAUCCAUCUGUUUCAUCUUUCAGCAGUGUAGAAUCAGAUUCACAACCAGUAAAUGAGACUCUAUUGGAUGCUGAUACAUCUUCAUUUGGUUUCUUGGGACAGAUUCCUCGAAACUUUAGUUUGUCGGACUUAACAGCUGACUUUUCUAAUAGUUCUGAUAUUUUAGAGAGCUAUUCUGGACCUGCCUUCCUGUCAACUGGUGUUAACAGUUUCUUAGAUCCACAAGAUAGGAGAGAUCAUCAAGGUCCAAUGGCUCAUGGACUCGGAAGGUUCUGUAAAUAGGAUUGCAAAAGGAAGUGGUUUGACAUGCCUGUGAUUCUGGGAUAAACAUGAAAUAACACAAGCAAAAAAGCUCUUGUUCGCCACUGUUCGUUGCUGUGCUUACACUUUGGAAAUUGGUUUUCCUAUUUUAUCCUAGAAAUAAAGUGUUAUUUUAUUGUGAGUUUUGUUAAUAGGGCCGUGAUGAAUAAGAUUUGAUGUAUGGUAUUUAUUGUUUUUCUCAAAAGGUCUGAUGUAAAAUUUUUUUUCAUAAAUUGACCUGAAGUGGUGUUUCUCUCCCUUAUGUUUCAUGACUAGCAUUAAUUUUUAAACAUGUAGUGGUGUUUCUCUUUC